ACCUGUAAAAAUGGACCCCAUUAGCACGUCACCAAUAAAGGCAGUCCUAAAACGUAUGUCUGAAUCAGUGUUCAUGGGACUGUGUGAUAAACUUGGGACUUCACAGCUGGUGGCCAUGAGGAGAGAUGUGAUGGACAUCAGGGAUGCAGUGCUAGAUCAUGUGACAACAAGCGAUGAUGACAGUCUGAUGGUCAGCGGAAGUUACAGAGAAGGAUUCAGACUGAAAGGAUCAGAUAGGGACUUUAUGAUGUGGUCACAAAAACACCGUGUGAUCUGGGACUUAUCUCAAUCUCAGUAUUACAACACACACAGGCAUACACUGAUCCUCUGUGACUGUUCUGAUAGUCCACAAGGAUACACAUUGUUAUAUUUACUGUCACCAAGCAGGAAUCAAAACAUCCAAAGAACUUGUUUUAGAGAAAAUAACAGGCUUUACAUAUCUAGUUCAAAAUACGGAAAGACUUGGAGUUCUGCAGUUUUUCCUGACCCCACUCCACAUGGACCCUGUGUCAGUGUAGUUUUGUCAGAGGACACGCUAGAACUUGAUUGUGCCCUCUGUUUUGUUAGUGACUUUUGGCCUUGUCCCUCCUCAUGGGUAGACAGGUGCCAGUCAUGGCCCCAGCCUCAUGUUGUUGAUGAUCUAGUCACAAAUGGGUGUCACUUUGUAGCAAUAGGACAUACACUAGGACACUAUGUGCACAAUGAAUGGAGAAUUUCUUUCUCUCUUGCAGAACACAAACUUGUGUGUGCUAUGAAUCACUGUCAAUUCUUAACUUACGGCUUGCUUAAAUUAUUCUUAAGAGAAAUAAUUAACAAUGGACUAGGUGAUGAUGAUGAUAAAUUACUGUGUUCCUAUCACAUGAAGACAGCAGUUUUCUGGGUAAUUCAACAGAAUACAUUACAACACUGGUGUCCACAAACUCUCCUGGAGUGUUUCUGGGUCUGCUUUAAGCUCAUCCUUAAGUGGGUGUACGAGGGGGUCUGUCCAAACUUUUUCAUUCCCCAAAAUAACAUGUUUCUGAGUAAAGUCCAUGGUGAAGCGCAACAUCAGCUAUUUAUAAGACUGUAUGGGUUGUCUGAGAAAGGUUUAGCAUUCCUGCUACAUAGUCCCUCCAUUAGGUCUUGCAUUAUAAAUGUCCUCCAUAACCCCCACCUGUCCAUCUGUACAGACGAACAUACUCUGAUUUCUGAGGCAAAGUUUGAUAGAGAGCUCUUUCAACAUGUUCAAGAGAUUUACGCAUAUGACUCACUUUACAUACCAAACCUAGAAAUCUGUAUGAGGUCUCUACAUACAAUAGAACAGAUGAAAGGCUUACCCCUCCUUACACAGUAUCAAGCUGUGAUGCUACAGAAACUUACAGCGGCAGUCCUUCAGAAAGCAGCUCUUUUGUUACACAUGGAAACUUACACACAUAAAAACAAACUGAGGUAUAGAGCUGACAAAAUCUCCUGCCACAUGCUGAAAUUAGCGGCUAAGUUUGGUUGUAUUUCUGAUAUGCUAUACAUAGCCAUGUAUUUUUAUAAGACACUUAGAUACAUGGAAGCUUUAACAAUUAUAGAGAUGAGCAAGGUCAAGUUAGCAAAGCCAUAUGUGAUAUAUAUUGGUAAUGUAGAUUCAGAGAUGUAUACUAAGGCUGUAGGGGGACAUUCCUGGUCUACAAAGAUGAGACAGGCUGUAGCUUGCAAUAUCCUGCUUGAAAAUAAAAUUCAUUACAUCAAUGAGUUAUUACCAGAACAAAUGUCUAGUUUACAGGACAAUUUGUCAGUAUUAUGUAUCCCACAAUUUAUUCUGUUAUACAUGCUAGAGAUCUUUUGCUACAGACAUGUAGACACAAGGAGAGUACAAACAGCUCUAGAUGAUCUACACACCCUAGUUUACUAUGAUCAGGGACAGAUUAUACCUUUACUAUCCAGAGACAUAUCGUGGCAGAUUCUGGGGAUCUGUCAACAGGUGACAGGGAACCUCCAGGCUGCACUAUACUCAUUCCAACAAUCUCUUAGGCAAAAACCACACCACAAAAUACACACAGCUACAGAAAUGAGAAUACAGGGAACUUGUCACUAAGAUGUCUAGAUUAGUGAAAGAAAUGAAAUAUUUGUAGAAUCCUAUCUGGUAGUACUUAUAAUGUGAAUAUUUCUUCUCUACAAUAUUUUCUGAAUGACCAUUAUUUAAUUUAUUUAAAGCUCACAUAUCAUUUAGAAAUAAAGAAGUUUGGCAAACCCUUGUGUGUGUAUA
Saccostrea cuccullata (small rock oyster) is the source of this 2236-nucleotide messenger RNA. RefSeq lists its product as uncharacterized. The transcript has 3 exons. The coding region runs from base 11 to 2065 and encodes 684 amino acids. The record is from RefSeq and is a predicted model, not a curated record. NCBI's taxonomy places the organism in Eukaryota, Metazoa, Mollusca, Bivalvia, Ostreida, Ostreidae. Gene Ontology annotation, molecular function: protein binding.